This is a messenger RNA of Pocillopora meandrina, 3299 nucleotides long. Lineage: Eukaryota; Metazoa; Cnidaria; Anthozoa; Scleractinia; Pocilloporidae. The record is from the annotation of a GenBank genome assembly.
AUGGAAAACGAAGCUAAUGGUUUGACAGACACCUUUGUGGCCAGACACACUACAGACCGUACCUUACGCUUGGAACUGCUUUCUCGUAAUCAAAAUGGCUUAAGCCGUGACCAACACACAGUAAUGGGGACAGAGGUAAGAAAGAUUUAAUACAGCAUAUCCUUAAAAAAUAGAGAAGGAGAAUAAUAUUGCUUGUCUGAGACUACGUAGCCGGCCGACUGGGUAGGGAGGACGUUGUAAAAGCAAUUCACCAAAAUUGUAGCUGAGAUCGCAGCUUUUAUUGACCACGACAUAAAAACUGGAAAAAUACUUUGAGACCGAAUGAUCAAGAAAAUGUUAUAGCACAAGUUUAGUCAAAAAUUGAUUCCCUGUAUGAUACUUUAGGAAUUGCAAAAUAAACUCGCGAAAAUCGUUUUUGUUUUCGCUGUUGCAAAUGCCCCAUACAGGUGUUUUGCGAUCCUUCACAAAAAAUAUUUAUAUUGCCAAUUUCUAUUUAUUUAAAAUAAAAAAAGCUCAUAGAUUUAUGAGGCAUCAAAACGAGCAUUCCAAGCGAGUGAAAUUAGACUAUAUCACCCGCUCCAAGAGCCAGCCAUAUAAUAAACAUUUUUUUAAAUUAUCUUAUUUUGUUUCAUUUCUCCAGAUUGCCGGGUUAAACAACACUGCUAUCGACUGGCCUGCAUGUAGUUCUUCUUCGGGGAACACAAGACCUUGGAAUGUUGAGUCUUUAGAGUCCACGAACAAUAGUCCUCUUGCGUUGGUGCAAGGAGUAGCCAGAGCAACGGUCCAAAUAAAUAGGGGAAUGCGGGAAAGAGACCAGCGUGAAUUGGAGCGGGAACAACUUCAAAGGGACCAGGACAGAAGGGAAGCAGAGAUUAGAAUGAGAGGAAAUAGAGAAAUGAUAGAAAGAGAGAGAAGGGAAAUAAGAAGAUCUAGUGGAUGGAGAGAAUGGCAAGAGGCAGUUCCUAGACCUUGGUGCUCAUGCCUCCUUGAUGAGGUGACUAACAUGUUUCAUUUUUUUUUCUUUCCUUCUAAAUUGAUCAAUAAGUCGUCUUUCCUCGCACUUGCUCGCGGGAAGUUGCGACAGGUUCUUUCAUAUCUGAAUAAAAUGACUCAAGCGACCAACGACGGCAUUUAGACAAAGAAAAAAUCUCAAUCUGAAAACGAGGAAGGAAGAAACCGUGAAUAAAUAAAACCUCUGUUGAUCCGGUUUUUUUUUUUUUGUCCGUUGCCCAUCAUCACUUCUUUCCCCACGCCUUUUGAAAUUUCUUAGUUUUACCUCUUUUUUUCUUGUUUCAGUUUGUAGGAGACACCAUAUGCAGAAGAUGUGACAGACAGAGAUACUUGUAAGUCUAUAACCCUACGCAGCUAAUUCGUGUAAUAAUGCUCACUAUUCAGCAAAGUUGGUGCCACAGUUGAUAUCGUUGUUGCCUAAACCUAGUUUUUAGGAUGUCAUCACAGCAAUUUUCAAAGUGUUUGAUUUUGUGAUUCCGAAAAGGAUAAAAGCAGUCUGUUAGCACCAGUGAAGUCAAGUAGCAACGUUAUGGGUAGAUUUUUAUAGAGGAACUCUGCUAGUAGUAUAUUGUACUGCAGAAGUCCUUUUUUUUUUCUUCUGGCACUAACAGACAAAGAAACGGUGUUGUCGCCAACGCAGUAGAAAAUUUAGAUCAACGUUUUGGUCAAUCUGAUGGCUCAGUGACGAACAGAAGCUAUGGCAGCUCUUUGCUUCAAUUGGAACAACCCGUGGAAGAAGCGUGCGCCCUGGUGGAAAGAGUGUCGAGGGAGAGAGAAAUUGCAGAGUUUGGUUGGGAAAUUGAAAGAAAAGAGCAUGAAAUACAAACAGAAAGUGCACGAAAGAAGAGAGGAAGGGAGGCAAGACAGCUCCCUGAAGUUAGCAUAUGGCCUCAGCAGCCAUUUCAUGCACUUCUGUGCAACUUUAGCGAGCAGUGUGGGGAGGUAAGUUGACUGAGGGCCCUGUCAUUAUUCAUCACCUGGGAGGGAGGGGUUGAAGGAUUUUUGGGGGGGGGCGAUCACGUUGUUCUCAGGAUCUCAGGAUUAGUCGUCACAAACAGAGGAUGAUGGUGGGACUCUGGGAUAUUGACUGCCAAUGAGGGAUGGGGGGGGGGGAAUCGUUAGAAUACUAGAAAGACUUGGGGUUGGAGGGGAAUCAAGUACAUUUUAUUUCCACAAAUCCAAAAUUGCCCGCCCCUCCCCCCACCAUACCUUAGCGAUUUGUAAGGACAGGUCCCUGAGCACUACGAUGAGCGUAAUGGAAAAUCUUUUGCUCAAAAAUUUAAUCCACACCUCUUGAUAGCCGCCUUGUAAUAUUUUCCGCACGAGUGGCUAAAAUACGAGCGUUCAAUAUAUAAAAGAAAUGCCAUUCAAUGUUAGAAUUGACAGCGCUAUCAUUCGCUUAUCAAAAUUUUAUCAAUGUUACUAGGCAGGUUUUUUUUUUAUUUUAGAAUCGAAGAGGCGAAGGUUCUGGAAGAGAGAGGUAAGUACAAGCAGACUGAAUUCUGCAAUAUGCGCACUCUUUUGUUCCUUUGGAUGAACAAGUCUUCUCAGUCUGGCUCAUGCUAAACGUUGAUUAAUCAGUUUGUUCAUAGCUCAUGAUCAAACUGUUGAGAAAAAGGAAGGAUUUUUUCUACGUAAUAAGGCUAAGUACGUCUCCUUCUUCGUUGAGAAUUGUAGUGGAUACACCCUCUGAAUCACAACAUUCACAAAAGGGAUCGAUGCAUGUUCGUUUGAAUAAAUGGCUUCAAUAAAAACCUAAAAUAAGCGCUCGUUUGUCGCCUUGGGCUCGAUUUGGCUGUAUAAGUCUUCUCGGUCUGGCUCAUGCGAAACGUUAAGUGAUCAGUUUGUUCAUUAAUCAACCUGUUACUAAAUAUGGGAUUUUUAUACGCGAGAAGGCUAACUAUAUCUGCUUCUACGUCUAGAAUUGUGGAGGAACUACUUUUUGAAAUGACAUAAUUUAAAUGUCAACACUCAUUGGUAGACUCAAAUUUUCCUUUUCAUCCCUUUUGGAGAUCAUCCAAUCGAUCAUCCAAUCAAAGAACUAAUCGCUCCGUCGCCUCUGAUAGUGACGUCCGCUCCAUUUGUCUGUGCGCCAAUUGCUGUUACGAACAACAGUCUUGUUUUCAUGACUCCAUCAACGUAAUGACUACUUGUGAGUCUAUUGAAUUAUAAAAUAAAACCGCUUUUCCCCUUAACUGCAGGACGCCCUCAGUUGUUAUCAGAUCUUAUCAUGCUCACACAAAGUUCACACAGAGUGUGCUAUUGCAAUGAUACAGAAUGGCGUGUAA